Hibiscus syriacus is the source of this 1080-nucleotide messenger RNA. RefSeq lists its product as uncharacterized. Bases 135 to 875 code for a protein of 246 amino acids. The record is from RefSeq and is a predicted model, not a curated record. The transcript is spliced from 3 exons. Lineage: Eukaryota; Viridiplantae; Streptophyta; Magnoliopsida; Malvales; Malvaceae.
CACUAUUCUAUAAAUCAAAACCUCUCAAUCACUUAGCUUUGCUUCCCGGCGAUUAUCUAAACGAAUUCAAACAAAAAAGGUUCAUCUUUUUUUUUCCCUGGGGUUUUCGAGUUUAAGCUCGCUCCAUCUUUUGGAUGCGAUCAAUGGUGUAUUCUAAUGAGAGAGACAAGGCGAUGGAACCCGAGAGAUCGAAGCCACUGCAUAAUUUCAACCUGCCUUGUUUGAAGUGGAGCAAUCAAACGCAUCUCAAGCUCGGUGAUGCUUCCGCUCCCGCCGACUCAUUGCGCCGUCCCCGUCGUCAUGUGAUACGGGUACGCCGAUCUGCCUUCGGGAUUUCGAUACAGGGUGGUGGAAUGCGACGGCCGGAACAGGAGUCGUGUCCCAAGAAACACGAUUGUGGAAGGGAGGGCCAGUUGAAGAUGUCAACGGGAGAGGCGGCGGAGGGGAUCGGGGCGGUUAGAGAGGAGAUCAUGAAGGAUCUGAAAACAGCGGCGGACGAUAUCAUGGGUGCGGUUUUUAGAGACGAAGUUCCCGUUGACGAUGAGUUGAAGGAGAGUAAACGGAAGGGAAAAGAGAUAGAGGAGGAGGAAUCGCCGGCUGUAGAGGUGGAAGCGAAGAGGCCGUGGAAUCUCCGGAAAAGACGUGCCGCGUCGCAGACUACGAUUGUCGGGGAAGGAGCUAACAACAUUUAUAGUCCUCCGUUGGCGGCAGUGGCCGAUAAGAAAAGACCACGACCGAAAUUCUUGGUCUCACUUUCAAAGAAAGAGAUCGAGCAGGACUUCAUGGCGAUAACCGGGCGUCGCCCUCCGAGUAGACCGAAGAAACGGGCACGCCACGUUCAGAAACAAUUGGAUUCUUUGUUUCCCAGAAUGUAGCUGUCGGAGGUAUUGGAGGAUUCGUACAACGUCCCGGAGACCGGCGAAAACGGCAAGAAGUAAUUACGGAGCAGCAACAAGCUGGGAGGAAAAUUUCAGACCUUUAUGAACUGGGAAUUUCAUUAAAAGGAAGCUUUAGUUUCAGUUUUAUUAUGAUCUUCAUUCUUCCUCUUCUUCCUCCUCUUCAAUCUUAAUUGAAUGAACU